Molecule: messenger RNA, 1134 nt
Organism: Anopheles bellator
Lineage: Eukaryota; Metazoa; Arthropoda; Insecta; Diptera; Culicidae
Product: ionotropic receptor 75a-like
Exons: 5
Coding region: 1-1134 (377 amino acids)
Source: RefSeq, a predicted model, not a curated record
AUGCUGAUCGAGAUCUGGGUGAAGCUGAUUUUAGCAGCCCAAUGGCGGCUAGACCUGAUCGGAACUAAUUCGUCGUUAGGAGUGGUGGGACAAAUGCAAAUGAAAGUGGUAGACUUUUCUGUGGCACCCCUUGCCGUUGUGCAGGAGCGGGUUUCAAGCUACGACGGGACGAUUGAAAUAGGAAACGGAAAAUUCUUCUCUCUGUUCCGCCAUCCGAAGGGUGGAAUGAACAGAAAUAUUUUCCUCCAUCCGUUCCAGAGCACCCUCUGGGUGUCGGUGGGCGGUCUCCUCAUUUUCGUAGCAGUCUUACUUUGCGCAACACUCGUUAUUCGAAGGACAAACCAAGGCUUCCCGUUUAGCGAUAUCGCGCUCGUGGUGCUCGACUUGGUCGGUUUAGUAUCGCAGCAGGGGUUUUUGGCCGAAUCUAGUCUCUUUUCCAAAAAACUCAUCUUUAUGGUCUCUAUCGCGUUCUGUGUGCUGCUCAUGCAGUUCUAUUCGACCUUCAUCAUGAGCUACCAGUUGGUACGGCCACCGAAAACCAUCAACACGAUCGACCAACUGAUCGCCAGUCCGCUCAAAGUGUUGGUCGAAAACAUGUCCUACAAUAUGGACUUCUUCAAGAGAACAAAGGAUCCGGCAGUGACGAGAUUGUAUCAAAGGAGUGUAGUUCCCUACGAUGACGUGUUCUACAAUGUGAGCACCGGCAUCGAGUUGGUCAAAAAGGGCGGAUAUUCGUUCCAAUGCGAAACAUCUUACGCAUAUGCCUGGGUCAUCGACACGUUCACCGAGCAGCAAAUUUGUGAGUUGCACUACAUAACGGUGUUUCCGCAUCGCGCAAUCCACAUUCCGGUCGUCAAGGGUAGCCCUCUGCGGGAACUUUUCAGGGUUAACUUACAGCGCAUGAAAGAAACGGCGAUUUUGGCCUACGAUCGAGCUCCAUAUUUCAUUCCAAAGCCGAAGUGCGUCCAGAAAAACAAUGAAACGACGGCGAUUAAAAUGUCGGACGUGAUUACGGCAUUCUUGCUGCUGGUCUGCGGGAUUCUUCUGAGCUGUUUCUUUCUGCUCCUCGAGAUAAUUUUCGAAAACCUCUGGCUACGCUUCGUAAUUCAGCCUAACUAUGUGUGGAUAGAUUAG